Molecule: messenger RNA, 507 nt
Organism: Elephantulus edwardii (Cape elephant shrew)
Lineage: Eukaryota; Metazoa; Chordata; Mammalia; Macroscelidea; Macroscelididae
Product: keratin-associated protein 13-1-like
Exons: 1
Coding region: 1-507 (168 amino acids)
Source: RefSeq, a predicted model, not a curated record
AUGUCUUAUAACUACAGUUCUGGAAAUUUCUCCUCUCGCUCAGCCUGCCUUCGCUACCCAGGCUCCUCUUGUGGUUCUUCCUAUCCAAGCAACUUAGUCUACAGCACUGACCUCUGCUCUGCCAACACUUGCCAGCUGGGAUCCUCUCUCAACAGAGGCUGUCAGGAGAGCUUCUGUGAGCCCAGAAGCUACCACACAUCGUGUGUGGUAUCCAACCCUUGCCAGACAUCCUGUUACCCCUCCAGGAUCUCCACACUCUGCAGUCCUUGCCAAACAACUUACACUGGAUCUGUGGGCUUUGGCACCAGCAGUGGCUGUUCUCUGGGCUAUGAAUCAAGAAGCUGCUACUCACAAAGCUCUGGAUUCAGUGGCUUUAGACCUCUGAGUUAUGGUGCCCAUGGUUUCUCUUCUCUGGGUUAUGGAUCUGGAUUGUGCCGCCCAUACUCCUGGGCUUCUAGGAGUUGCCAGUCUUGUUACAGACCAACCUGUGGAUCUGGAUUCUACUGA